AAUAUGCAUUUGGGAUGUCGGCCAUAUUGAGUGCAUGGGAAAUCCUCGCUAAAGGGGAUGAUUCUUCCUGGCCUCGUCCUAGCUGCUACUUCUAUUGUUGUGGGGCUCAAUGGAGGCUUCGCCGGUUCCUGUUUUUGUUAUUCUCCAUGGUCGACGAUCUCCGCCUUCGUGAAACAAUCCAGGCAUUUAAUAUACAUGCGGUAACGACUGGUCGAUCCUUGUGAUUGAACAUUAACACAAGGGACCUUGGGAUUGUACGUUUGUGGGCGCACGAGAGAAGCCGCCAUGGGACCGACCGAAGACUGAGAUUUCACAGUCGAGUCAGCCUUCGUAGGGUAAUUCCUCCUGGAUUUUAACCAUAAACUACGUGGAACAAACGCCACAGGACGUAUGUAGCCUCACCCCGAAGCAAUAAAGGUCUCUUUUACGGCUCGGGGAUGGGUUGCGUCAAGAGCAAAGAGGACAAGGGCCCGGCGCUCAAGUACCGACCGGACAACAGCGCGUCGGGGCCGGGCAACUCCCACAUGGGCCACUACGGGCCGGACCCCACCCUCAUGGGCCACUCCCCCGCUGCCAAGAUGAACAACAGCGGCUACGGCGGCCACGGCAUGGGCGCCUCGCUCACGCCCUUCGGCGGCGCGUCGGCCAUCAUGACGCCGUUCGGCGGCGCCUCCAGCUCCUUCACGGCGGUGGCGGUCAGCAGUCCCUUCCCCGGCGUGGUGACAGGCGGCGUGACCUUUUUCGUGGCGCUGUACGACUACGAAGCGAGGACGGCGGACGACCUCUCGUUCUCAAAGGGCGACCGCUUCCAGAUCAUCAAUAACACGGAAGGUGACUGGUGGGAAGCUCGCUCUAUCAACACGGGUCAGAAGGGUUACAUCCCAAGCAACUACGUGGCCCCGGCAGAUUCGAUACAGGCCGAAGAAUGGUACUUUGGAAAAAUGGGCCGGAAGGAUGCAGAGCGUCUUCUGCUUGUGCCGGGGAACCAGAGGGGGACGUUCCUGGCACGAGAGAGCGAGACCACUAAAGGCGCCUACUCCCUCUCCAUCCGGGACUGGGACGACAUGAAGGGCGACAACGUCAAACACUACAAGAUCCGCAAGCUGGACAGCGGGGGCUAUUACAUCACCACGCGGGCCCAGUUCGACGCGCUGCAGAAGCUGGUGAAGCACUACACAGAGCAUUCAGACGGGCUGUGCUACAGGCUGACCACGGUGUGCCCCACGGUGAAGCCCCAGACACAGGGCCUGGCCAAGGACGCCUGGGAGAUCCCCCGGGACUCCCUCCGACUGGAGCUCAAGCUGGGCCAGGGCUGCUUCGGAGAGGUCUGGAUGGGCACGUGGAACGGCACCACCAAGGUGGCCAUCAAGACCCUGAAGCCCGGCACCAUGUCGCCCGAGGCCUUCCUGCAGGAGGCCCAGAUCAUGAAGAAGCUCCGCCACGACAAGCUGGUGCCGCUGUACGCCGUGGUGUCGGAGGAGCCCAUCUACAUCGUGACCGAGUACAUGGGGAAAGGGAGUUUACUGGACUUCCUGAAGGAGGGAGAUGGAAAAUGCCUGAAGCUGCCCCAGCUGGUGGACAUGGCUUCACAGAUCGCCGACGGCAUGGCCUUCAUCGAGAGGAUGAACUACAUCCACAGGGACCUCCGGGCCGCCAACAUCCUGGUGGGGGAAACCUUGUGUUGCAAGAUCGCUGACUUCGGGCUGGCUCGCCUCAUCGAGGACAACGAGUACACGGCCAGACAAGGUGCCAAGUUCCCCAUCAAGUGGACAGCGCCCGAGGCAGCCCUGUACGGCCGCUUCACCAUCAAGUCUGACGGCUGGUCCUUCGGCAUCCUGCUGACCGAGCUGGUCACCAAGGGCCGGGUGCCCUACCCGGGCAUGGUGAACCGGGAGGUGCUGGAGCAGGUGGAGCGCGGCUACCGCAUGCCCUGCCCCACGGGCUGCCCCGAGUCCCUGCACGAGAUGAUGAGGCAGUGCUGGAAGAAGGACCCCGACGAGAGGCCCACCUUCGAGUACAUCCAGUCCUUCCUGGAGGACUACUUCACCGCCACGGAGCCCCAGUACCAGCCGGGGGAUAACCUCUAGACCACCGGCAGCACCGGUAGAGCCCACCACCAUCACCUCCAUGGCUAGAGGUCCCCAGCAGAUGGGGGGGUGAGGGAGGGGAGAAGAGGAUAUUUUUUUUUUAUAGAAAAAGAUGUAGGUUGAAUUAUAGGCGAUUUAACAGACGCUGGCUAAGCUAUAGGGUACCGGAUCGAGGGCUACGAGUACCAGGACCACAAAGAGUACGUGGACAGGAAAAACCCGAGAGCUCCGUGCUAAUAUCCCACAAACGUUGGCGGCCAAACGGGACGUACCUGCAGUGUCUACCGCGGUGCGAGUGUGUCUGGGUGUGGAUGUGUGAAAACGAUUGUUUUUUGGGGGGGGGGGGGGGGGGGGGGAUGGGAUGGGUUGGUGGUCUUUUUACUCAAAAGACGAAGCUGGUUUCACCUUUUAAGGUGAUGUUGUUUGUUGUGUAUGUUUGGAUGGCUGAGGGGAAGCGGGGGGGGGGGAAUGUGUCGGGCGGGGAAUGAGAGCUGAAGUGUAAGUCGGUACCGAGGUACGAGAGAAGACCAGCGGAAACAAAACAGUCCACCUGCACCGGCCUGAACACUGUGAUCCAAAAACUAGACGGAGGUCCUCGAAGCGGUGCACUUCGUGACCUUUCUUUGGGAAUAUUUUCUUCUGAACAUUUGCAAUUGCACAGGUUGUUUGUACUUGUGCCACAAAGUACAUAGUACAUUUCUUCCCGUUUUUGUUUUCUCCAAACCACCCCCCUUCCCUCUUCCUACAACAUAAGUCUUUAACAUUUGCUGUUGAGAUAUUUUCAGCAUAGAACAGGAAUUGUGGUUCACCCUGCGUUUUGUUGUUUUAAUUUGUUUUAGUUUUAUAUCAUUUUGUUUUAUGACCAUUGCCUGGUUCUGAAUUGGAUGUGUACGUGCUAAACCUCUUAGGGGGAGGGUGAAGUUGUGUCAAAGGAGCGGUUUUAGUAGAAGGGGAAAAUGGUAAGAGAGUAUAAGCAGUAGCCCAUGUACAUGCAAAGAAAUGUAUUCCACCACCAGGUGCAAAGAGUUUGGGAAAUACAAGAAUGAUGGAGAAUGAUUAGGGUAAUUGUUUUUUUUUGUCUUCAUUUCGUACAGCUAGAAUUGGAAAAUCAUGGUUAAAAUGGAGGAUUAACACAUGGAAUUUAAUGUGGGGGAAACCUUUUGCUCUAACCGUUUUUUGUUGUUGUUGAAAGAGACACUUCAGCUGUGAACAUUUUAAAAGUAAUACAUUUACUGUUGAUUUUUAUAUAUUUUUGUUUGAUCAAGUGUGGCUGUGCUGGCGUCAAAAGAUCUAUCACAUAGUGCUUCUAACGGCCCACGCCUCCUAAUACAGAAGUGUUUUUUUUUUAUUUUGGAUUCAGGGGAUUUUCAGAGUGAGGAGGGACAGUGAUCUAACUGUUGUCACAAUUUGAUUCUUGCAUGUAGAUUAGGGCUGGGUAAAAAUAUCGAUUCAUCAAUGCACUGCAAUUUAUUUGUUCUCGAUUCAAUUACGAUUCAGAAUAUUUUGAAAUCGAUUAUUUCCAUUAGAAAAAAAAAAAGAAGCGUACUCAGUCAUUGUAAUCUAGAAGCGAGUAUGCCUAAAUGUACAUGCCCUUUUACAUUUGUCCAUGUUAUGAUUAUUACUUUUAUGCUGCAAGUUUAGCUCAGGAACAAUGGUGUAUUCCCUUUUUGCUAGUUAAAGCACAAUGAGAUGGUUAAUUCAUUUUGAAAUGGUUCAUUCUAAAUAAUAUUUAGGUAUGUUAUCAUCUGCACGUAUUAUUGAAUCGAUAUCGAAGCAAUUGGAUCAAUAUCAAAUCGAUAGCUAAUCAAGACCUAAAGAAUCAAAUUGAAUUGUGAGGUACCUGGCAAUACCCAGCCCUAAUGUAGAUCAUGACUACGAUGUCUAUACUACUGUCUUUUUGUUUGAUUUGCUUCACUUCACAAAUCACAAACAAUAAAACUAUGCUUUCAACAUCUGAAAUUCUAUGCAAAUUUAUGAUUCAAAAGUACGAUGGGAUGAUAAGAUUAUAUUUCGCCGUGAUUGCCUGAUACAACCCCCUGCCAACCCCCUCCAACUUGGUUUACCCCAUUAGCAAAUUUUGUGGUCUGAAUGAUGUACAGAUUUAAAGCUCUUUGGCGGGCAAGGAAGUAAACCUCUUUCUCAUUCUCUUAUUAUCUUUGGAAGGAACAAAAGCUUUGCAGAUGCUUUUGGUUGAAAGAUGGCUUCAUUCAUUUAUUUUUUUAUAUGUAUGGAAAUGGGAAACUCGAAGAUGGGCUGUAAAGAACAGGCCCUUUUUUAAUGGCGUUUUUAUCCCUUACCAGUCCAAAAGAAGGUAAUGAGGAUUUGCAAGACUCCAGCAGCCAUUUUCCUGUUACCCAUUUCUUUCCUCUUUUUUUCCAAUGAUCAAUGGAGGAGGAGAGGUGGGAAAGUCAUUCUCAUUUCAUUCUUGGUGCCUGGGUGCACUGCUCUGGAGAAUCCAAUUUGCGCCUGCUCCAAAUGCUGGCAGUAAGUGAGAAUUGAGAGAUGGACAUUUCAGAGAAUAGAUACUAAUAUGAUUUGUACAGUGAAAAAUGGUUGAAUAAAAGUUGUAUCUUAAUAUUUA
Messenger RNA from Gadus morhua (Atlantic cod), 4668 nucleotides. It is a transcript of the gene yes1, whose product is annotated as YES proto-oncogene 1, Src family tyrosine kinase. Gene Ontology annotation, biological process: protein phosphorylation. Gene Ontology annotation, molecular function: ATP binding; protein binding; protein tyrosine kinase activity. Bases 438 to 2087 code for a protein of 549 amino acids. NCBI's taxonomy places the organism in Eukaryota, Metazoa, Chordata, Actinopteri, Gadiformes, Gadidae. The record is from RefSeq and is a predicted model, not a curated record. The transcript is spliced from 12 exons.